AUGGCCGAGGAAUUCUCUGUUCAGUACCCGCAGGCCAACUCCAGUAAAUCACAGCCAGCCUCGCCCCAGGCGGAAGAAAAUGUCGUUUCUCAUUCCCAUGACAAAGCAAUAAGUUUCCAGGAAUUUGACGAAUAUGCCCUCGUCAAUCGUACCAUUGGGUUCCACGGCCAGGAAGCAACAUUUGGCAGUAUGCAGAAGUCAUUCCUAGGGAUGGAAAGGCCCAAGUCAAGGCAAGCUAUGCCCCAGAGCUUGAAGUGA
Messenger RNA from Penicillium concentricum, 258 nucleotides. RefSeq lists its product as uncharacterized. Bases 1 to 258 code for a protein of 85 amino acids. The transcript has a single exon. The record is from RefSeq and is a predicted model, not a curated record. NCBI's taxonomy places the organism in Eukaryota, Fungi, Ascomycota, Eurotiomycetes, Eurotiales, Aspergillaceae.